AUGCAUUGGCCAAGUAUCAUUGCCAGCCUGGCUCUGUUCCGAACAGGCCUGGCGUCUAUGAAUAAUUAUAAUUGCCCUCUGACGGUGGCCAACAAAAACCCGCUGACUUUUCAGACACGAUCAUGGGAUGGAAAGCAGCCGGUUCAAAACGUCGUCUUGUUAGGCAACGACAACACCACUCUCACCACAGUCGAUAUCGACAAUGAUGGAAAGAUAUCCGGUAAUAAUAACAAUAAUACAGGCACCGUCUCCUGGGAAUGCCUCAGCCCAAGCAUCGCCAAGGUGACGGUCAAGUCCAGCAAGCCUUUCGUCGGCGGCCGCGUCACCAAUAGCCCUGACAACCACUUCUACGGCGUCUGGGAGUAUCCGUGGAACAAUGCGAUAAUCAACAGCAACAUCACAUUCGAGAUCAAGGGCGUUGGCAAUUCCGCCGGAAUAAACUGGGACAAUGCGCGCGCACCGUUCUUCUUCAGCACCGCGGGCUAUGGCGUCUACAUCGACACGCCGGACAUGGGAUCCUUCUCAUUCAGCAGUUCUUCUCCCGGCGGUGGUUCCGGUUCGGGUUCCGCUCAGUUUGUGUUCAACACGAGCACGCUGACAUACUAUGUGAUCACGCCGACGGCGGAGAACGACUUCAAGUCGAUUAUCCAGGACUACACCGGCCUGUCAGCUCGCAGCAUCAUGCCGCCGGAUUCUGCGUAUGGGCCGACGCUGUACUCGGAUGACUUUGAGGAGGAUUUCCAUGGAUAUGUCACCAAUGCGGAGCAGAAUUACUACGAUGUCGUGGACCAUCUGUACUACAACCAGAUUCAUGCACACGCCAUAUUUGCUGAUCGACCGUAUGGCACGGGAAAUAAUUCAUGGGGCAACUUCGAUUUUGAUCCCAAGUACUAUCCCGACCCGGAGCGGUUGGUGAACAACCUCACGCAAUGGGGGUUUGAUUUUCAGGUCUGGGUGGCAAACCGCGCCUUUUACGACACAGAACUGUACAACGUCUCCGUUGCGAAUGGAUGGCUAUUUCCCGGAAUUGACCCCAUCCAAUUCCUAGGGCCAGCCCUGAACCUGUCGAUUCCAGAGGCCUAUGACUUUUUUAAGCAGAAACUGAAGUACUUUACUUCGAUUGGUGUCAAGGGGUAUAAGAUUGAUCGUGGUGAGGAGGGUGAGAUGCCAGAAUACGAGCAAAACAUCCAAGACGAGCUCUUCAAGAAGCUCUGCUACGAAAGCAUGGUCGAGAAAUGGGGCGAGAACGGCUUCCACAACUUUGCCCGCAGCGCCUUCGACAAAGUCCGGUCCUACACGACCGUCUGGAACGGGGAUUCCCAUUCCGACUUCCAGGGUCUGUCGUACACCGUCGCAAGCGCGAUCCGCGCCGGGCUCAUUGGCUUCUCCCACUGGACCAGCGACACAGGCGGCUAUGUUCGCCAGGGAGAUAAGCCCACGGAGGAGCUCUGGGCGCGGUGGAUGCACCACUCGGCGUUCACGCCGGAAUACGUUCUCCUCAUGGGGACGGGGCACACGCCCUGGUAUCCGCCGUAUACGUCUCGAAUGCUCGACAUCUACAAGCAGACGGCAAACCUCCACCACGAUCUGAUCCCCUUUAUCCGCAGCUACACGUACCAGGCCACGCAGACGGGUGUGUCCAUCAUCCGGGCCUUGUUCCUCGAACACCCCGACGAUCCCUCCACAUAUACCAUCGCAGACGAGUAUUUCUUCGGCGAGCAAUUCCUCGUUGCGCCCAUCGUGGAAAGCGGCGGGAGUCGACAAGUCUACUUCCCCAGGGGGACUCGCUACCUGGAGUACUACAACAAGACGGAGGUACACGAGGGCGGGUCGACGGCGGACGUGUCGUUGGAGCUGGAGUACCAGCCCGUCUUCGUCAAAGCCGGCGCGAUCAUCCCGCGAGGGGACGUGGUGCAGGGGAACAACAAGUGGACCAAGGACUGGACGCCCAGCCUCAACAUCGAGGUGUAUCCGAGCUUCGAUGUGCCCAGCAGUAGCUUCCAGUACUACAACCCGGAUGUGAAGAAGGCUGUCCCGAUCACCAUGGUCACCGAUCGCAAGACUUCGUCUGUCGAAGUCAGCUACGGCGAGCUGGGUGUUGAUGGAAAUUUGACGGUCUACACCAAGGGUGGGCCGUUGACGAGUCGGUUGGAUCGAAAUGGGGGGAAGGCCUGGUUUGGGAAUGUCGAGACUUUGUUUUAA
Molecule: messenger RNA, 2202 nt
Organism: Rasamsonia emersonii CBS 393.64
Lineage: Eukaryota; Fungi; Ascomycota; Eurotiomycetes; Eurotiales; Trichocomaceae
Product: Glycosyl hydrolase, family 31
Exons: 5
Coding region: 1-2202 (733 amino acids)
Biological process (GO): carbohydrate metabolic process
Molecular function (GO): hydrolase activity, hydrolyzing O-glycosyl compounds; carbohydrate binding
Source: RefSeq, a predicted model, not a curated record